This is a messenger RNA of Ahaetulla prasina, 1803 nucleotides long. It is a transcript of the gene YIF1B, whose product is annotated as Yip1 interacting factor homolog B, membrane trafficking protein. The transcript is spliced from 7 exons. Gene Ontology annotation, biological process: endoplasmic reticulum to Golgi vesicle-mediated transport. Bases 85 to 984 code for a protein of 299 amino acids. Gene Ontology annotation, cellular component: endoplasmic reticulum-Golgi intermediate compartment; endoplasmic reticulum membrane; COPII-coated ER to Golgi transport vesicle. The record is from RefSeq and is a predicted model, not a curated record. NCBI's taxonomy places the organism in Eukaryota, Metazoa, Chordata, Lepidosauria, Squamata, Colubridae.
CGGCCUGUCUGUCCGGAGCGACGGCGACCUCACGUGCCUCGCGUCCCAGACCUCCCAUUGCUCCGCCCACAGCAGCAGCCAGCCAUGGAGGGCAACCCGGCGGGCGGGGCCGCCCGCGCGACGCAGCCCGAGCGCCGCCCACCCGCCGCCUCGCCGCGGCUCUCGGAGGACCCGAGCGGGCACCCACCGCGGCCGGAGCCGCUGUCCAGCCUGGCGGCGGCCUACGGAACCAACCUGGCCUGGCGGGGGAGAGCGCUGGCCGAGCGCUUGGUGCCGCUGCGCCGCUUGCAGUGCUACUUCGCGGUGGACACGCGGUACGUGGGGCAGAAACUGGCGCGGCUGCUCUUCCCCUUCGGGCACCAGGACUGGCAGGUGCGCUACCAGCAGGACCCCCCCGUGGCACCCCGCUUCGACGUUAACGCCCCCGACCUUUACAUUCCAGGUAGGGCCCGGGCAGGGGCGGGAGGGGCGCUGGCCCCGGCUGCAGGCCGCCCCCCUUCCUCCUCCUCUUCUUCCUCUGCAGUCAUGGCCUUCAUCACUUACCUGCUGGUGGCUGGGCUGGCGCUGGGGACGCAGAAUCGGUUCUCUCCCGACCUGUUGGGCUUGCUAGCGAGCUCCGCCUUGGCGUGGCUGAUUGUGGAGGUGCUAGCCGUUCUGCUCGGCCUCUACCUUGUGGCCGUCAACACCGCACUGACCCCGAUUGACCUGGUUGCUUUCUCAGGCUACAAAUACGUAGGCAUAAUUGCAGGCCUCUUGGCAGGGCUGGUGUUUGGGAAGCCUGGUUAUUAUGUGCUGCUCGGCUGGUGCUGUGUCACCAUCUUUGUGUUUAUGAUCCGUUCGCUUCGCCUGAAGAUCCUAUCAGAGGCAACUGAAGGGGUCCUGAGGCGGGACACCCAGAACCAAGUGCGCAUGUACCUGACCAUGGCUGUGGCUGGGCUGCAGCCCCUCCUCAUGUACUGGCUGACCUUUCACCUCAUCUACUGAUGCUUUGCUCAGGCAGUUGCUUUGUGCCCCCAACAUCCACCCACCAUUUCCAACCUGUCCCCUCUCCCUCCCUGGCCACCCUGGUUGUGCAGAAGGCAGAGCAGAGCAAAUGGGUAUUUCUGGACCCUAAUUUACAGCUCCCCAAUCCUUCUUUGGAAGGGGCCUGGCAGUUUGCACUGCUCCCACCUUGAUUUGGCUCAGGAUUUUUGCUUGUUCUGCUCUUUUCUGUCUGGUUUCUGUCCAGCCAGGUUGGUCACUCCUGCAGAGGAGCUGGGAAAAGGGCCUGCUUUCCUGUCUCUUCAGGAUAUGGAAUUUCCUGCUUGCCACAAACAGAAUAAAAUGUGGGAGGCAGUGUAUGUGCUCUGUCGUUUUGAGAGGGUACUGGAAGGCAUUUUCUAUCUCCCACCUGCCGUCCCCCAAGGGGUUGGCCUGCCCUGCCACAUGCAGUCAGAAGCAAAAUGGUUGUGCCUUCAGCCACUUGGGAAGAUGUUUGGAAAAGCGUGGGAAAGAGAAGCAGUUAGGUUUCUGGUGGCAGGCAAGCCUGCUUUGCAACAGGGGCUUUCCAGGAAAGCUCCAGGGAGUAGCAGCUACCUUUGUUGCCUGCGCUGAAUUGGCAAAGAGCAGCCUUAGUUGGGCAGGAUAAGGACUUGGCGCUGCUGCCAGCCUCUUCCGAUGCCUUCUGGGCUGCAGCUGCAGCCCUUGGCCAGUAGCUCCCCAAUACUAAAGCAUUUGUUGUACAAAAUGUUAAGUUACUCUUUUAUUCAGAGUCCACUCAUUACUAAAAACACAAUUAAAAGAAUCCCUCAUGAUUUAAUACAA